CAUCCAUCUGAUACCCGAGUCCAGCCUGCCGGUGUUGCAUACGCAUCAUCUGCCAUUGCUGCUAGUGUAUUAAUUGCUUGGAAAGCUCCAGCAAAGGCAUCGGUAGCAAUGUCGCCGAAGGUCUCGGUCCGCACUGCCGCAGGUGCUAGAAAAGGCAAAGACGACGUGGAGAAGCUCCUAUCCGACCUUGACUCGCUGGCUCCGCUGUCCUCUUCUUCUUCGCAAACCGAUACGGCUGCUCGGUCCAGCAGCGAGGCUGCCACAGCGACUGUCGCACCAACGGCAUCCACUGGGAAGAAGUCUGGUGAGCAUCCGGACGCGCAAAGCUUGCUGGACGACUUGGACUCGUUAGUGCAGCGGAGGCCGCUCAGUCGGGGGGCUAGCUCGAGAGGGGGGACACCGAGCAAGACUACCUCUCUGAGCCGGACCACGAGUGAAACUGGCCUCUCCAAAUCAAGGUUAACCCAAGACACAUCGACUGCAUCGGGGACAGGGGCGUCUGCAGACCUAGAUCCAGCUGCCAUCCAGCCUGACUCAGCCGCCGAAGCCGUGACGGGUGCCACCUCAUCAGCUCCCGCAGGCGCUGGUGCAGGUGGUAAUGCUGGUGCCUGGGGAGCAUGGGGAAGCGUGUGGACUCAAGCAACAAAGCUCGCGGACAAUGCACGAGCAGAGCUGGAAAAGCGCGCGAAUUCCGAGCAGGCCAAAGAGCUGAGUGCCAAGGGCUGGGGAUUUGCGCAGAAUAUGCGAGGCUUGCUGCAAGAGACUGGCUUGGAAAAAAUCGGCGCAGAUCUGACGCAAGUCGGCCGCAAAGGCUGGACGGACAUCAUCAAUGCUGUCGCCCCGCCAAUCGCUGCACACGAGAUCAUCCAGGUCACUCUAUCACACGAUAUGAUCGGCUACGACGGCAUCUCCGAAGUGGUCUUCCGCACGUUGACUCGCGUAAUGGAGCAGCACGCCGGCGAUUCCUCAACAGAGCAGCAAUUAGUGGUCAACAAGCCGCCAAAGUCCGAGGCACCCGCCACGUCAUCGACGCCGAGCGCAAGCGCAAAACCUGCUGAUGCAGAUGUCGAGAGGGACAUCAAUGCGGUCGAGGGAUUCGAGGAGGCUGUCAAGGUCGCAGAGGUGAAUGUCGAGCAGCUCAUCAAAGCAUCAUCCUUUUCUUCCUCUGCCUCAUCAUCGCAAAACGCAAAGGGCAAAGAGGCAGAGAAGGCUGCUCAACCAGCGGACGCGAGUGCGAAGACCUCGUCGUCCAACAGUGUGGCACUGCCGAUCACGACGUGCCCGGUGUACGUCCGCAUCCAGCCAUGCGUAGCGCCGCUGCCGUGGGGUAGGUCGUUGAGCAAAUAUCUCUACUUUAUCAUACUGCUCAAGGACCCGUCAAAUGGAUUAGACCAUCAGACAAUCAGCCAGGCGGUGCCGCAGACAUGGCUUGAGGUCCCUUUCGAACAAAAUGCAUGGGUUGAACAAGGCCUCACUGACGUGCUGGAGGUAGCAUUAAGUGUCAUUGGCCAGGACUACGUCAAUGGGCGAAUGACUGGCCGUUCAAGCGCUAGCAAAGAAACUUCUGAGGUCUAAUGUAAUUUAAUCAUCAGGUAUUCCAGGAG
Tilletiaria anomala UBC 951 is the source of this 1604-nucleotide messenger RNA. RefSeq lists its product as uncharacterized. The transcript is spliced from 5 exons. NCBI's taxonomy places the organism in Eukaryota, Fungi, Basidiomycota, Exobasidiomycetes, Georgefischeriales, Tilletiariaceae. Bases 109 to 1575 code for a protein of 488 amino acids. The record is from RefSeq and is a predicted model, not a curated record.